AUGUCAUCGGCCAAACCGCAGCUCUUCGAGCAGACCUCGCAAUACCGGCACUGGCGUUUUACGCCUACGUCCUUGGCACAACUACGCGCAGCCAACAACAAGCAGGGCGUCGAGCGCGUGCUCCAAGGUCUUCGCGAAGAGGCCCAAGUUGACAACGACCGCAAUACAUUAGAGACCCGGAUAUCUGAGGCAACCAAUAACCUUUUGUCUCCUGAGGAAGAGCUCGAGCUCAUCGACUACUAUUUGCAAGUGACGGUUGCUUACGCGCGCAUGUACGGAAAAGGAGCGAUAUUUAAACCGGAAGCUCUGAACAACAUUAAAUCCACAGCAGUCAACUUUAUGAAGCGCUUCUACCUGCAUAAUGUGGUAUUCGACUAUCCGCCCAAGAGCAUUAUGCUGACAUGCUUUUAUUUGGCAACCAAGGUGGAGAAUUCGUUUAUCAAAAUUGACGAUUUUGUUCGCCCGCUGAAUGAUGUUGUGGAUAAGAAUAAGAAGGGUGUCCGGACAAAGAACGAAGAUAUCUUGGACUUGGAGUUUGUCGUUAUACAGAGCCUGCAGUUUGAAUUGGCCGCCCACCAUCCGUAUAGGCCAUCGUAUGGCCUGUAUUUGGACAUGCAGGCUUAUAUCGAGAACAACUUGCUGAAGGAGGUGUAUGACAGGACGCAGUACUAUAUCGACCAAUCGCUGUUCACGGAUCUAAUAUUCUAUUACCAGCCGCCACAGAUUGCGCUUGAGAAGAACUUGGAUAUUGACAUGUACCUCACACAGCGCUUCGAGGCGCGCUCACUCGAGCUGCUAUACCCGAUCCUCGACGAUAUACAGGAGGUUAUCGCUAACAGGAUAAAUGCAUCUGUCGUCGAUAAGAAGGAGGUAAAGGAAAGGGCCGCGCUCAUUGAUCGUAAGCUCAUUCUGUGCCGCAACCCAGAGAAGAACCCCAACAGCAAGCUGUACAGAAAAAAGAUUGCUGACCGAGAUGAAGCGCAGUAUGUAUCAGACUCGGGCUCUGAAUAA
Kickxella alabastrina is the source of this 1011-nucleotide messenger RNA. RefSeq names its product cyclin-like protein. The transcript has 2 exons. NCBI's taxonomy places the organism in Eukaryota, Fungi, Kickxellomycota, Kickxellomycetes, Kickxellales, Kickxellaceae. Gene Ontology annotation, molecular function: cyclin-dependent protein serine/threonine kinase regulator activity. The record is from RefSeq and is a predicted model, not a curated record. Gene Ontology annotation, cellular component: transcription factor TFIIK complex; nucleus. Gene Ontology annotation, biological process: regulation of cyclin-dependent protein serine/threonine kinase activity; regulation of transcription by RNA polymerase II. Bases 1 to 1011 code for a protein of 336 amino acids.